AUGGACCGUCCGGUGCACCAGAUCGGAGGCGUUAUCGAGGCCCUGUGCGCCAGGACCCAGUCAGAACAGGAGGCCGCCCUCGAUGACUAUUUCACCCCAGAUGCUUACUUCGUUCACCCCUUCUGUCGGGUGCCCUCGUUCUCCGGCGUGGAGCUGCCCUUGAUCAAGGGCGAAUUCAACUCUCGCUGGUUGCUCAAGUUCGUUUAUCAGUGGUAUCGCAUCCUGAGUCCCCAGAUCGACAUCAGGGUCGACUCAGCCGUCUUCGAUCAGCGCAACAGCCUGCUCUAUGCCACGAUCCAUCAGACUUUCACACUUUGGUUUAUUCCAUUCUCUCUGUGGCAAUCCCACGUCAAACUGGUCACCGUCUUGCACCUUGUCUCGCGGCCUGUCGACCAGGAUGGACGUCAACUUCCCAAUAACAGUCCCGUUGCUCCUGGAGACCAGACUGUCUCUACUCGCUACUUCAUUCGCGGUCAAGAGGAUAAUUACCAAGUUAAUGACUUUCUCAAGUUCAUUGCUCCGUGGGGAGCUAGUCUCAUAUGGUUCGGCUGGCAGGUCUUUGCCACAGUUCUCUGCGUGCUCGGCGUUGUCUUCUUCUGGCCAGUCACCGCCAUUCACGAAUACUUCGUCAAGGAGGUACCUCAAUGGGACGAGUCGAGAAUGCUUGGCUUGCUGGACCGGCCGUCACACAGAUCCCACACAUCCGCAUAUACCAAAUUGAGUCCAUCUUCAAUGGCGAUUCCGCACACGAAUGUGACUGCUUCUCCUUCCAUGAGAUCGUUUCCAUCAUCUCGGCUCCAAUCGCACGCUUUGGACCGCAUCAACCAUGGCUUGACACAGGGCUAUUGGGAUAAGGCAGCAUUUAAUUCCCAAUUUGAACAUAUACGCGUUCAAGAGAAGCUACUCAGAGACUAUGACCAAGGCUCUACCAAAAUCUCUCAGGAGGGAACUCUCCUGCAGCCGGAAAUUGGCUGUAAGCCGCAGGAGGACAAAGGCAGACAAGUUCACAAGAGGUUUGGGGACCCACGAAAUAUAUGUCACGAUCAAGAGACAUACAGCGUCCUUCCGACCGCAGCAGAUACGCUAGACUCAAGGCCAUUCGUUGAAAUCCUGGCUAGGCAAGAACAGAUGCUUAAUUCCGCGCUGGAAAUGGUUUCGAGUCACAGCAAGUGCCUUGAGAGAUUUAGAAAAGAGGUUGGUCGGAUGAUGAGCGAACCAGCCAGAGAACUGUCAGGACAAAUCUUGAGUGCAACCACAAGCUCCACCGUGUCUCAACAUUCGCCAAGACAUAGCAACAAUGGCUUCUUAGGGGACUCAUUGAAGGUGGAUAAUCUUGAUGAUAGCGAGCCUAGGGCUCGUGGUAGACACCGCUCAAGCCAAACUCUGGUACCACCUUCAGAGUUAGGACCGGCAAACGCAACUAUCUGGGCCUCCGCAACCAACGAUGACAUCGACUCCGAUCUUCCCAUACGUGACAUGCUCAAAGAUGCGAAAGCAAGGAAUCGGGCAGCUUUUCACAAACUCCAGCCUAAAUUUCCGCCAGUUGACACCAAUGAACGCGAAUGGUCUACUGCUCAUCAGAAUCGCGAUGCUAUUAGUAAUGGAAUACCCAGACUUCCAAUGCGAAUCUGCCAUAUCUCAGGUAUUCCGGUUCCUAAGGAGUGGGAGAGGCUUGCAAGCAUUCAUCAUGACCUUGACCUUGGCUCCGAACAUCGAAUGAGUUUCUUGGGCUCGCCUCCUGAAUUCCCACAGACUGAGCUGUCUGGUUCAAAGAACGUGCCACCGGACCUUGAUGACAAAGAAAACCUCGCUCAAACGAGUGGAUUUCGUGUCCGCAGCAACGAAUACCCUGUCGUGGCCGACGUGGACGAGAAAAUUCAACACCAGGCCUACCCGAAACAACUCAAUGAGGGUUCUGCAUGGUCGCAGCCAAUCUACCACGACUCGUCCGCCGUUGAGACUGACCAUGCAAACUCCUUCAUGGGCUGGAGUGACUAUGGCGACGAAGCUAAUGCUUCUCCAACCUACAUUGAUCCUCGCACAGUCGCUGAAGAACUUAACCUGGCGCUGUCAUCUCUGCGCAACACCGACACUGCCAUAAAUGGUCAUGAUGAUUAUAUCGUCAUCCCAAACUCCUCCAGUACAGCAGAUACUGAGGAGAAGAGCACCCAUGAAGCCGACGGAUCUGCUGCUACUGAGAUCCGAAGCGACGAUGAUUCGAACACGUCCACCAGGGGAUAUACUGGGGCCUACAACGGCGUCGAGCUUGAAGACCAUAAAUCAUCAGGAACAACUGCAUCCGGUGACCCCGAUGAAUCUUUCAUGGAGGAUUCUACAGCCAUGGAACCCAGUAAUUAUGGAGACGAUACCCUUGCUUCUAUAGGCAUGGGAAAAGAUGAACUCUGCGACAGUGUGAUUACUACCUUGCCCAGCAAACCGUAUCAGUCUCAAGACCAGAUGGAGGGCUGUCAAGGUACUGGGAGUGGGACAAGUACUUCUCAGCACGAAAUUCCAAACAGCCACACCCCUGUGUUGGAGACAGACCGAGGAACUUACAGGUCGACUGAGGGUGACAAGGAAAAUGCGGCCGGGGACUGCCCGACGCCCACGAAGACCACCCCUCGACCGGCAUUGCAGCCAAGAUGGACGCGGCUUGCACCGCUUCCGUCUGAUUGGGACGAUAUGAGUAUAUAUGAAGAUUAG
Molecule: messenger RNA, 2703 nt
Organism: Neoarthrinium moseri
Lineage: Eukaryota; Fungi; Ascomycota; Sordariomycetes; Amphisphaeriales; Apiosporaceae
Exons: 2
Coding region: 1-2703 (900 amino acids)
Source: RefSeq, a predicted model, not a curated record